GACCUUGUUGGCUCAUAUUUGAAUCGAUGUGACGUUUAUUAUCAAGGUGAUUCAGUGUUUUCCACUAUUUCUGGCAUCGUAAAGCUGAGCCAUUCAGAGUUGUGAACAUCUGGAACUAUAUUCUAUUCAAUUUGCUUUGGGUAUCUCGAUCUGGAGACAAGUAAAUUUUUGUAACUCAGCCAAAAAAAAAAAGAUUGUUGGUCUAUGUAGUUGAAACCAUAUAGAUUUCUCUAUAUCUGAACGCGAGGGAUUUCUCCCAAAGGAAGUCCACGCUUCAUUUCGAUGACUCGGACGCGACGAACGACAAGAUCCAAAGGUAUAAUAUAACAGAUUCCAGCCAAGCUACGAACAUCUAUCAGAUCUUCAUUUGCCUCAAAAAAGACAGCUUCUUUCUUUAUGAUUAGCUUGUAAGCCCAGCUAAUGUACCGCUAAACAGCCAUCCAGAGUGAAUCAAGAAUCACACAGAAACAAGAGACAAUAACGAAAUAUCAAAAGAAAAAAGGAUAGCAUCAUGAACAACAGCUUUGCCCAAGGCUCUAACGGUACGACAUCUUCCCAAGGGUUGACAAGAGCUGCGAUCAACGGUUUGACGUCAGCAUACGUCAUCUCAUUCCUGAUUGGCUGCACAGGCAACGCUUUAGGUCUUGUGGUGGUGUAUCGCAGGCGCAGCUUCAAGAGCACCAUGAAUCUACUGAUCAUGAACAUGUGCUUCGCCGAUCUGUUGGCUAUGCUGAUUAUCACACCUCUCUCGUUGGGGUACCUACAUCGUAAAGGACUUUGGAUAGGGGGCUUGAUAGGCGAGAUAACAUGCAGGUUAUCACAAUAUGCUUUUCUUGUGACCAUCGCCGCUUCUAUUCUCACCAUACUAUUCAUAUCCUGUGGUAGGUUUUUUGCUAUUUGCUACCCGUUUAAGCGUAAGCUACUGCAAAGGCCUCGAGUCGUCACAGCCUGGAUAUGGGCAUUGUCCUUCCUAAUCAUGUCCCCUUAUGUCGCAUUGUACCAGGUCCGCUAUAUAAACGGUGGGUGGGUCUGUACCAUGUAUUUUGGACAUGAGGCAAUGCCUAAGUUCAUGAAGAUUCAUUACACGCUGCUUUUCGUCAUUCUGUAUGUUUUUCCCGUGGUUUUAGUCGCCUGGCUCAACUCCAUUAUCGUUUUUACGCUCGCUCGUGGCCACAUCCCGGGAGAGGCAAACGGAACGUCGCGGGAAGCAGCAAUGCGCUUCAGGUACAGAGCUGUCAAAAUGCUCAUCUCGCUCUUAGCUGUGUUUGCAGUUUGUUGGUUUCCCACUCACUUGAUGCAUUACUUCAUUAUCAAGAGGCGUGAUAUCCUUCGUCGUCUCCCCAAAUGGUUCCCGUUCUUUGCCUUCUGGAUGGGUCACUUGAACAGCGCGCUUAACCCCAUCAUUUAUGUCCUGUUGAGCGAUAAUUUUCGUCGGGAUUUCAGAAAGUUGUUUUUACGCUCCAAGCGCGUCAAGACCUCGGUCAAAGCCACAAACUCGUUYAUGAUGUCAUCGCGCGAAAGAUCGGGUAGUGGCCUGGGUCGGUURUCACGUCGGUUAAGCGAGACCCUAAGUCUUAAGCCCAGAAACCCUUCGUUUCGACAYAUAAAUCCCCUUGCUUGCAUAUCUUCUGACAACAAGUCUUCACAAARCCAAUUGACACCCAGUGCGGCCUGUAAAGAAUGAAACCUGCAAGGCUUCAGCACGAGUYGGGUUGAGGCGGUCGUUCAAAAACGAAAGAAGAACCUUUUCAAAGGCAAUUUUGCUCUUCGUCUAAAAGAAACUAAGACGUUUAAGACUUAGACAGCCGUGCGCACCAGUACCUCGUGUAAAAUAUCGCGCAUGUGCUAUGUAGCUCGGUGUCUAGAAAAAUCCCUUGAACGUUCAGUCUCUCAGUACCAGAGCUCCUCGGUAUGGUUCCUUUUCGGGGGAGGGACGAUACCGAGGAGCUCUUGGUAAGAGACUGUYGACCGUUUUGAAAUUAUUUCCAGUCUUUUGCAUUGAUGUGACUAUAAUUACCAUGGAUGUAUAUUUUCCAAUAAUAGCUUGAGGUCUCAGCWCCUAUGCUUUAUCGUUUUGAACACGACCGACUUGCAGUGUUUUGACGAGUUAUUUCAAUUAAGGUUGUAAGAGCGAAUGGAGAUACAGUAUACACCGAAUCGAAAUAUGGCGACUAGCCUCUCAUACAUGUGAAAAAACCGUUAUGUUUCCACGUGAACAUGAGGCUAUCAUUGGUCGCCAUUGGUUUAUCUUUUACUUUAGUUUUGUCUCUGUUUUCACGAUUGCUAUUAGAGACAAGUGUAAAUAGCGUUUAAAGCUCAAUGAUUUCUGUUGGUUCGCUUUAGWUCAGGAUUUCUUGAAUACAGUAUAUGUUGAAUGUAUUUCGCCUAAAGCAAAGUAGAGGCGAAAAGCAAACACAAUCAUAUUGUUGAUUUUGAUUGAGCCGUGAGCAAACAAGCUUUUUUAGACACGUAUAUAAUAAUCACAAAGUUCUGUAGUACUGAAAUUUUUUGGGGAUUAAAUAUAUACCGCAAGCUUGAGAAUUCAGCCAAUCAAAAUGCAGGAAAGCCGUUUUAUAUUCGCGCGGUAUUCCACUGUUUCUUCCCAUCUGGCAUUGCGCYCUAGAUACUUUAAAUGGGUGGAAUAAAGUAGUGAGCAUGUAAGCCAUUUCGAGAUUGAGGGAAAAUCUCGGUCGACUUUGCAAUGCAGUGUAUUUUGGAACUGUCUUAUGGGACGAAAUAGRCGCAAAAUAAGUCUCAUAAAACAGUCCCACAAUGCAUUGCAAUGCUAAWUCAACCCAGUUUCUUUUCAUCAACCUCGGAAUGGAUAAUUGCAAUAAGUUAUUUGCACAAAGGUARAAUAAACUUGAUUCAAAUGAGGCCUUGAGCUACUGUGUGUUGUAAUUCAUCUCGGAAAAAUUUGAAUCAAGUUUUAAUUUUACCUACCGAUGCUCGGCUACUGAUUAGAGACUUAGCUGUUUAUGUGUAUUUGUACAAAAUAUAAUAUGAAAGCCUGUAGUAGGUAGAGGCAUAGUUUAUGAAGGAAGACUUGUCCAGGUCGUAAUCUUGGUGUCCUUAAUAAAACUUUACAAGUUUA
Molecule: messenger RNA, 3094 nt
Organism: Actinia tenebrosa (Australian red waratah sea anemone)
Lineage: Eukaryota; Metazoa; Cnidaria; Anthozoa; Actiniaria; Actiniidae
Product: galanin receptor 2a
Biological process (GO): G protein-coupled receptor signaling pathway
Cellular component (GO): plasma membrane
Molecular function (GO): G protein-coupled receptor activity
Source: RefSeq, a predicted model, not a curated record